AGUCACAGUCCUUGUCACCGGAAAAAGGCAGGUUCCAGUCGCCGCUUCGAUGGACUGUAUGCUUGCUUCGCAAAACAAAAGACCCCUCGAAGGAGGCGAUCUGGAGGGCUGGAAUCACCGCGGUCCGUCUAAAAAGUUUUGCAGUGGCUUGGGAGCUGGCGACAAGGCUGAGUGUGCAGGGAUGGUCGACUGCUCCAUGGCAACCUUGGAGAAGCAGGGCGCCCACGGCGGGGCGGCGAUGCGGUUUGACAGCGGCCCGAACGCGGGGUACACCCUUCAGGCUGGAAGCUCUGGACAGUGCCUUCGGUGCAUGGCAGGAGAGUCGGGUCACAUUAACCACAUCUUGGGAUACUGAUCACUUUGGGAGUUUAGUUUCUUCCAAGAACUAAACGUCAAGGAAAGCAGAGGAUCUACAGGAGAUUUUUUUUUUGUUAUUACGAGGAUAUUAAAACGUCUGCCUCAGCACUCCACCCUUCGUGCCUUGGGUAGCGUUUAGCCAAGAACUGUGUCGCUCUGAAAUCUACACUGUGUUUUACGAUAAAAUGUGCCACCUUUUAACAAAGGGCUACUUAGGAAUGACAAUUACACAGAGGGUUAGAUCCUACAAGAGGGGUCUGGGUUUGUGCUAAUUGGUUUAGCUAGAUGAUACAAUAUAAGCGUAGUGGAGAACGGCAGCUUUAAUUGUCUCCAUUUUUGGAGGCAGACUUUUAAAAUGUAGCCAGUUAAAAAUGUAGCUGCUUUAGUUUUAGAGACUUUUUUAUCUCUAAAUAUCAUCAUAAUAUGUGCAUAUAAGGUAUGGAAGUAAUGAUUGGACCGUUUCAUAUGAAUAACUUAGUAUGUUAAAAUAUCAGAAUACUGAAUAUUGUGGAAUUAAUAUAUGGUCAUUCUAAUAAAUGAAAGGUGAGCUGUUUGAAUUUAUAAAUCUUCAUUCCAAUUCCCGGUUCUUAAGCGUUUAUAGUAUUAUUUGCCCUUUCCAGUCCAAGAGAACGCUUUGAAACUGGCUGAUUCUUCAUAUUUGCCAUUAUUUGGAAAUCGGAUCAAACACUAUUGGGAAUGUUAACCCAAUGUAAACUGGGAAACAUAAUUUUUUGAUUAGAACUGAAGAAGUGUGUGGCCAAUAUACAGGUUUCUAAGUUGAAUUUUAUAAUUUAUAAUUAUAAUUUUAUAUAGGUGAGUUCCUACAAUCUUCUGCCACUUGUAAGUGAAGCUUUUAAUUAGUGUCAGAUUUGUAAACUUUUUUUUGUUUUUAUGUCACUAAUGGAGUAAAUAAAAUAACAUGCACUAGA
This is a messenger RNA of Brienomyrus brachyistius, 1286 nucleotides long. RefSeq lists its product as uncharacterized. Bases 50 to 355 code for a protein of 101 amino acids. The record is from RefSeq and is a predicted model, not a curated record. The transcript has 5 exons. Lineage: Eukaryota; Metazoa; Chordata; Actinopteri; Osteoglossiformes; Mormyridae.